AUUUGGAGCCCAUGAACGAGAAGGUAAACGAGAUUAGGAAGAAGAGGAACCAGGAAAGACAGCCUACGAAUGAUAAGCUAGAUUGGUAUAAUUUUGAAACCAAGAUCAGGAAAUUAAUCCAUGAACUGAUACAACCAACUGUUGCUUCAGGGAUUGAGGCUAACGAAUCCAUCACGAAAGUGACAUCCAAAGCAGAGAAUAUGGAAGAGAGAAUUUUGAAAUUAGAAUCUGAACUUUGGAAAACUGAGAAACAAAAUACAGCAUAUCAUAGGCUUGAGCAACGCCUAAAUGAUCAUGACUCAGCUUUUGAUAAGAUCAAGGAAGAGGUUAAACAAGAAGUUGGGAAUUUAGAAAAAGCUGAUGCUCAAAUUAGAACUAAGAUGAAAAACGCUAAGGAAGAAGUGAAUGAGAUUGUAAAGGUCAACGAGAGACUCACUGAGUCAAUUUCAAAGAUCAAGGAUGAUAUCAUUAAUCAUGUUGACACCUUAAACAAAUCUAUUAACACAGGUGUUCAAAAUAUUGAGGAUGAAAUUCAAGAUAUUAGAUUUAGUAUUUCUCUUCUGCAGGAAUCCAACAAGAGCAUUAACUCUUCACUCGCGACCCAGAGAGAGCAACUGGCAGCUCAUGAGGCUUCUAUUGACAACAACAUCUCUAAAAAUAAGGAAGCACUGGUAAAGAUAGAGGGAAUCCAAGCAACAGUGUGCUUAAAAGAAGAUUUUGAGAAAGCAGUCGAAGAUAUGAAAUCAGAAGCUAAAAAUUGUAUUUAUUCCCUCCAAGAUGUCAGCUCUAAUCUUGAAGAGACAGAUUUGUAUAUUGAGAAGUACCUCCCAGUAAGAACACAGGAGAUGAUAAACGAGUCCUUUAAAGAAUUAGCUCAAUCAGAUCUUGAGAAAGAAAGGAUCUGCAAUUAUGAGGUAAAGAGAUACAAAGAGCUCCACAAAGCUAUCAUUAACAUGCCUGAGCUGAAUCUGAACAAGAAGCCUACGCUUCCUUCUGUCCUUGAGAUGGAGAAGGCUUUGAGUGAACUUAAGAAGAGAAACCAGCUUAUCAAAGCCCAUUCGCCUAAGGCAGAAGAUGAAGAGUUCAAAUCAUUUUAAAAUUCAAUUAGA
Moneuplotes crassus is the source of this 1109-nucleotide messenger RNA. The record is from the annotation of a GenBank genome assembly. NCBI's taxonomy places the organism in Eukaryota, Ciliophora, Spirotrichea, Euplotida, Euplotidae.